Molecule: messenger RNA, 1923 nt
Organism: Balearica regulorum gibbericeps (East African grey crowned-crane)
Lineage: Eukaryota; Metazoa; Chordata; Aves; Gruiformes; Gruidae
Source: RefSeq, a predicted model, not a curated record
AUGGCACCCAAAAAGAAAAUCCCCAAGAAGCCCAAGGUGGAUAAAGAGGAUGCAUCCAUCACCCCAGUGGUGGUGGAAGAUGCUUUGCUGGAUGUCGAACACCUCAAUCACCUGAAUAGUUUGUACGACAGCGGUUCCAACGGCUUCCACUGCACGGCCACGGACGUUGAAGCACCGGACCAUGGAGCCAGCCUUCUGGAGGGGAUGAACCAGAUGCGCCAGAAGCGGUUCCUCUGCGAUCUCACCGUUGCCACCAAAACAAAGUCCUUCGAGGUGCAUAAACUCAUCCUGGCUUCCUGCAGCGAGUACUUCCACCGCCUGCUGCAGAGAGACCCUCAGCUGCACCGUGUGGAGCUCCACGACGUGUCCCCACUGGGUCUAUCCGCCAUCAUCACCUACAGCUACACGGGGAAGCUGAGCCUCUCACUGUACACCAUUGGCAGCACCAUUGCUGCCGCCACCCAGCUGCAGGUGCCAGCACUGCUGAACAUGUGCAGUGACUUCCUCGUUCAGGAGAUAGCCGUAGAGAACUGCAUGUACAUCACCAACAUCUCAGCCACCUACGGCCUCAACCAGGUGAAAGACACUACCCGGAAAUUCAUCCGGGAAAACUUCCUGGAGUUCUCCAAGACUGACCAGUUCAUGAAACUCCCCUUUGGUCAGGUCAAUGAGCUGCUGAUGGAUGAUGGCCUGCAGAUACCCAGUGAGGUUGCAGCCUUCCAGAUUGCUGUCAAGUGGCUGGAGUUUGACCCAAAACGGGUCCGAUAUGCUGCUGACCUCCUGGGCAACAUUCGAUUCGGCACAAUCUCAGCUCCAGACUUGGUCAACCUUGUGCAACCUGUGCCACACAUGAUGCAAGAUCCACAGUGCCACAAACUCCUCGUGGACGCGAUGAAUUACCACCUGCUCCCCCACCAGCAAAACAGCCUUCAGUCUCGGAGAACCAGGAUACGUGGAGGCCAGAGGGUGCUUGUCACAAUUGGGGGUCGUCCAGCUUUGACCGAGAAGGCUCUUAGCAGGGAAAUCAGCUACAGGGACACAGAAGGAAACUGGAACAAGCUGACAGAGAUGCCAGCAAAAAGUUUUAACCAGUGCGUGGUGGUGAUGGAUGGAUUCAUCUACAUUGCGGGUGGUGAAGACCAAAACGAUGCCAGGAACCAGGCCAAGCAUGCUGUCAGCAGCCUGAGCAGGUAUGACCCGCGCUUCAACACCUGGCUGCACCUGGCCAGCAUGCAGCACAGGAGGACACACUUCAGCCUGAGCGCCUGCAACGGGCUCAUCUACGCUGUCGGAGGGCGCAAUGCUGAGGGCGUGUUGGCAUCUGUUGAGUGCUACGUCCCCACCACCAACAGCUGGCAGAGCAAGGCAAGCCUGGAGACACCUCGCUGCUGUCACGCCACCACCGUCAUUGAUGGCAAACUCCUGGUCACCGGUGGCUACAUAAGCCAUGCCUAUUCACGCACUGUGUACUGCUAUGAGCCCAGCACCGAUGCCUGGAGGGAGCAGGCAAGGCUCAGCACCCCCCGGGGCUGGCACUGUGCGGCCACCGUGGCCGACCGAGCGUAUGUGCUGGGUGGGAGCCAGCUGGGUCCCCAGGGCGAGCGGGUGGACGUGAUACCUGUGGAGUGCUACAGCCCAGUCACGGGGCAGUGGAGUUACAUGGCACCCCUGCCCACAGGGGUCAGCACAGCUGGGGUGGCUCUGCUGGAGGGGCGCUUGUGCCUGGUGGGUGGCUGGAACGAGAGCGGGAAGAGUUAUCAGAAAUGCGUGCAGUGCUACAAUCCUGACCUCAACGAGUGGGCCAAGGACGAGGACCUCCCUGAGGCCACCGUGGGCGUCUCAUGCUGCACCAUCAUCCUCCCACGCUCCCCAAGCUCCACGUCCCGGGCCAGCUCUGUGGCCUCGGCAGCUGCCAGCACGUAA